AUGUCUUUUGCCCAGGACGAAGCAGAUCGUCUCCUCAACCACAAAGAAAAGGUCUCCUGCCACCCAGAAGACCAUCGCGCUUCGGAUAACGAUUCUAAUUUGUCCUUUUCUGACGUCGAAAGUCUGACAUACGUACACUCCGAUACGGAGACUGACACCUCCCACACCAUGAUUUCAAAAGAUGCAGGUUAUCAUCUUCCCACCACCGUCUUCGAAGCGAACACUGGGCCCAAGGGGGUGAUUGCAGAUGCUCAGUCGUACGAAAGGGCAAAGAAACGCUCAUUCCGUCGCACUAUUAUGAGUGUUACUGGCCUUGACAAUACCUCCUAUCCCGCCUCGACGAAAGAACAAGGUGACGCCCGACUGUCCAAAGAGACAUCGCCGUUGCCAGAUGAAACCGAAGACGAACAGUUCAUGCGCAAAUGGCGAGAAGCUCGUAUGCUGGAACUACAGCGCAAGAGCAAGAGACGUGUCAGCCCUAGUAAGCGGAGAUAUGGGACAGUUGAAGCGGUUAAUGCAAACGGGUACCUGGACGCCAUUGAGAUGGUGACCCCAGAUGCUGUCGUCGUUGUCUGUAUAUACGACCCUGAGUCUCCCGAAAGCAACAUUGUCGAAGAUUACCUCACCACCAUUGCUCGCAAACACGCAACAACACGAUUCAUAAAAUUACAUUAUGAGAUAGCAGAGAUGGGACAUGUCACUCCACCAGCCUUACUGGCAUACAGAAACGGUGAUGUGUUUUCGACAAUAGUGGAUAUUUUCCAUCAACUCCCCAGUGGACGAGAUUGCAGUGCUUCAAGUUUAGAAGAUCUCCUUAUGCAGCAUCGAAUUGUUUGA
Messenger RNA from Paracoccidioides lutzii Pb01, 837 nucleotides. RefSeq names its product phosducin. The coding region runs from base 1 to 837 and encodes 278 amino acids. The record is from RefSeq and is a predicted model, not a curated record. The transcript has 3 exons. Gene Ontology annotation, biological process: regulation of G protein-coupled receptor signaling pathway.